This is a messenger RNA of Esox lucius (northern pike), 2213 nucleotides long. RefSeq names its product ALG5 dolichyl-phosphate beta-glucosyltransferase (gene alg5). The transcript has 10 exons. Lineage: Eukaryota; Metazoa; Chordata; Actinopteri; Esociformes; Esocidae. The record is from RefSeq and is a predicted model, not a curated record. Bases 236 to 1204 code for a protein of 322 amino acids. Gene Ontology annotation, cellular component: endoplasmic reticulum membrane.
UGUGGUUUUCAUGGAGUUACUUCCGCGUAGGUGUUUCGUUGCAAGUGGAAGUGAACUCCACAAUGAACAGCCCCAUACAGUCAUGGAAAUAUUAAUGCUAUGAUAUUUUACCACAAUUGCAAAUCAUCGUAUUCUCCUCGUCUUCCAAAAACGCUCUUGUCUUAGACGUUAUCAGUACGGGAACAGUAAAGUUAGCUACCAGGCUGGCUGGUAACUCGUCACUUUGCGUUGUGGAAUGGAGUGUCUAUGUGAAAUUAUUCAAUGUUUAGUUGCGUUGUCAGUGACUGCUUUGCUUAUGGUUCUGCUGAUAGCUCAUCUAACAGCCGGUAUGGUGGACCUGAUCCGUCACGAGAAGGAGAAGUUUUUCCUGACCGCGGCUGGCGAGAAGAGGCCUUUCCCUAGCAUUCGAGACCCCAGCUCCCUGGACCUUUCCGUGGUCGUGCCUGCCUACAACGAAGAGUUACGAAUGCCUGUGAUGAUGGAGGAAGCCAUGGGAUACUUGGAGAAUCGACAGAAACAGCAACCGUUGUUUACCUAUGAGGUUAUAGUGGUGGAUGACGGCAGCAGAGACAGAACCACCCAGGUUGCCUUGCAGUACACCAAGAAGUAUGGGGAAGACAAAGUGAGGGUCCUCACCCUGGUGAAGAACAGAGGAAAGGGAGGGGCUGUGCGGAUGGGUACCCUGUGCUCCCGAGGUAAGCUCAUUCUGAUGGCAGACGCGGAUGGGGCCACCAAGUUUGCCGACGUGGAGAAGGUGGAGGCCGGCCUCCACCUCGUAAACGCCACACCGGACAACAUGGCCAUCUCCUGUGGUUCCAGGGCACAUCUGGAGCAGGAGGCAGUUGCGUUGCGUUCUAUGUUUCGUACCUUCCUAAUGUACGGAUUCCAUUUCCUGGUUUGGUUCUUCUGUGUGAGAGGCAUCAAAGACACACAGUGUGGCUUCAAACUAUUCACUCGUGAGGCCGCGCUCAAGACCUUCACCUCACUACACGUGGAGCGAUGGGCCUUUGAUGUAGAGCUGCUGUACAUCGCCCAGUGCUUUAAGAUCCCCAUAGCAGAGGUGGCUGUCAACUGGACAGAGAUAGAAGGUUCUAAGCUGGUCCCAGUGUGGAGCUGGUUACAGAUGGGUCGAGACCUGGUGUUCAUCCGGCUGCGUUACAUCACUGGUGCCUGGAGACUGGAAGCCCCACACAAGACCAACUAGACCAGCCAAUCCCAGCAGCCCCUCCACACACUGUCUCAGCCUGUGAAAGACAGAUGGGACUGAUUCACUGUAAACUCAGCUGUGUCAAAAUUGUCUAAAGUGGCUGCCUCUCCUCAUGUCCCCCCCUUAAACCACAGGAGACGUUGAAUGCAUUAUGAAGCUGAGUUAGACAACCAUGUGUCUGAACGGCUGGAAAAAAAAAUUUCUACAUAUUGUAGGUUUUAAUUUUAUUCACCUGAACACCCAGAUCUCAAUUAGUCUCUGUUUAUAAGAUUAGAAGCAGAAGUGUUUCUGACAUCCAGGAAGGGAGUUGGAGCUCUGUUACAGAGGAUGUUCACUCCAAGUUAACUUUCACCGGUCCCCUUUUAAUAUCCUGGGGAGAUAGAGGAGAGGGGAUGAGAAAAGGAAGUCUCUUUGGGCUAUUCAGAUGCACCAAUGGACUGGAGUUUGUGGGAGAGCUAUGUUCUUUUUUUCAACUUUGCCAUUGGUUGAGAAAUCUUAAGAUUGAUAGGUCCUGGCUUGACACGCCGUUAGUCAGGUGGUGAAUCCUAGUUCGUUUUUGUCACCGGAGUGUGUUUUUUGUGUCCAUGGUAACACUCAUAAGACACCACGGGUCUCGAUGAGUGCACUGUAUGAUAAAUCUGUUGCAUAUUUUUUUAUUUCCAUAUGAAAUAAAAGAGAACUGUUGCCAAGGUGUUUUUGGGGCAGUGUUUCUUAAAUCUGGUCCUGGGGUCUCAGAUGGUGCACAUAAGCAGUGCUUUGACCUGGCAUUACCACACGUUCGCUUCUCAACAACCAGUAACUUUCAUGUGGUGAUUCACUGAGGGAUUAAAAUGAUUUUUUUUAUUUUUUAUUUUAUUGACUUUUUUAAAUCCUGAAUUACGUUGGUUUACUUUUCAAAGUAAUAUUAGAGGUGGGUGAUGGCCAAGGGGUUGUAUAUGUGGCUUGAUGUAGAAAAAUGGGCUGAAUUACUUCAGCCAAAUGAAAUAAAUGUCCUUGAAUGAUCAGA